CUCCUGUCUCUUGUCGUGCUCUUGUCCGAUUUUGUUUCCCGCUUCCCGGUGCUAAAAUCUUAAAAUAAUAAAAAGUAAUCAAAUUUGUCAAUUUGUUUGUUGCUGUGUGCGUAUUUAAUAUUCAAUUCAAUUUAAAAUGUGGAAAGAUACCACUGAAAGAGAUGAUUCAACUUCUGGCGGUUUUUUGAACACCACUACAAAUCAAUUGGAUACCACUGAUAAUAAAGGGGCAGUUCGCAGAGUUCAAAAUAUUGUGCCUCUGGUUAUAAGACAGAUCCAUAGUUGUGAAGGAGAGGACUUCAAGUUAUUCGGAGUUACUGCUCAAAUUAUCAAAUUGGUUGGUAAGCUUAGGAACUUUGAAGUCCAAAACACUAAAGCUAAUUAUACAAUUCAGGACCAUACUGGAGAGAUUACAGCUGUCUUAUGGUUGGAAAAUGAUGGUGGUGUUGUUACAAACUUGCCUAGUGUCAAAGAAGGCAGUUAUGUUGAGGUUUUUGGUUCUCUUAGGAGGCAAGAUGGUGACAGCAGACAGCUUAUGAUUUUGAGAAUGUUCCCAGUCAGUGAUUGUAACAUUAUUCAUCAUCAUCUUUUGCGAGUUGCUUUUAACAGGCUUUCUGUUGAAGUCGAUUCUAAAAAGUUGCUAGAAACUAUAAAAGUUAAUAAUCCAGGAGCACAUUUGGCAAAUUCGAUGAGCUUCAUUGAUACGGAUGUAAAUAAUUUAGGACCAACUUCAGGUUUUACACCAGUCCAAAAAAAAGUUUUUAACAUUCUUGCAACAGACCCUUCUGCAAAUGGUAUGAGCAAGGAGAUUUUAAUGAGUCAUUUUCCUCCUAAUCAACAUCAGGAUGUAAAUGAAGCAUUAUCAUUCCUAAGUAACGAGGGUCAUGUGUAUUCUACGUUAGAUAACGAUCAUUUUAAAGUCACAUUAGUACAGUAAUUUAAAUACAUGCAGUAAUAUUUAAGUUUUUAAGGAGUUCACUUGUUUAGUUUUGUAAGUUUUUCUAAUUAUAUUAUUUAUUAAAAUUAUUUG
Psylliodes chrysocephalus is the source of this 1030-nucleotide messenger RNA. The record is from the annotation of a GenBank genome assembly. NCBI's taxonomy places the organism in Eukaryota, Metazoa, Arthropoda, Insecta, Coleoptera, Chrysomelidae.